UUUAGUGGAAGAUGUCGUCGCGCGCUUCGCAGAGUCGGUUUGUGUGUUGUGCUGCGGUGAUUACACUGGGUGUUUAAAUAGUGUGUUUGUUUGGGAGGUUGAAAAAAAAUGUUUGGUUUUUUUUAAUUCAACUAAAACGUAAGCACAAACUAGGAUAGACGUUACUGCGAAGCCACGAUUUGUUGCACAAGAACAACCUCUAUGCGCCUUCACCUUCUGUGUGGAUCCCAAGGAGUCUCAGGCCUUUCAUGGAACGCUGCCUGGAAGUGCCAACAGUUAGGAAGUAACGGCCAUGGACAUUGCUCCCAUUCCUCCUCCACCCCCUCCUCCUCCUCCUCCACCUCCACCACCUCCUGCUCAGGUCACCUCCAUCAGUCGGCGUGGUUCUGUGCAAAAGCAGCGGCUUCGCAACCUGAACUGGGAGCGUAUUCCUAAGGAGCGGGUGGAAGGUCGUAAGAGCAUAUGGAGCGGCGCGCUGACUGCCGGUGAAGAUGAUGACUUCUCCAUUGACCUGCGCUCUCUGGAUGAGCUGUUUAGUCAGAAGGAGGCACGUAAAACAGGGAGAAACGACAGUUUCAGCCACAACCUGAGCCGCUGCAGGUCUCCACAGAAACCAGGCAGUGAGAAGGUUUCUCUGCUCGAUCCUAAGCGCAGCAUGAAUGUUGGGAUCUUCCUACGCCAGUUCAAAACCGGAGCAAAGGAGAUUGUGGAGGAUGUGAGGCAGGGGACUGGGGAGCGUUACGGAGCAGAGAAACUGGCCGAGCUCUGCAAACUGCUGCCUGAUGCUGAAGAGGAAGCACAGUUGAAAAGGUUUAACGGAGACCAUGGUUUGCUAAGAGAGCCAGACCUUUUCAUGCUCUUACUGAUGGAAGUCCAAAAUGUUCGCCUGCGUCUGGAUGCCAUGAUCCUGCAGCAGGAGUUCGACCCUGCAGUGACCUCUCUGUGUGUGGCAGCCAGAUGUCUGGGGGAGGCAGCUCGAGAGCUGCUGAAUUGCCACAAGCUUCACUCCAUCUUGCGUUUGGUGCUGAGGGCAGGGAACUACAUGAAUGCUGGAGGUUACGCAGGGAACGCGGCUGGUUUUAGGAUCGCCUCACUGCUCAAACUGGCUGACACCAAAGCCAACAAACCAGGCGUGGACCUCCUACAUUUUGUCGCCAUGGAGGCUGUGAAGAAAGAUGAGGAUCUACUGACAUUUCCCAGCCAACUGAGUCAUGUCAGUACAGCAUCAAGGCUGUCAGAAGAGACUGUGCUAGAGGAUCUGUCCCGCUUACGCAGUAAAAUAGACACACUGCAAAUCAGUGUGCAGACAGAUUCGGAGAUUGAACAGCAAAUGAGACCCUUCCUUGAGGCUGCGAAAGUGAGGCUAAUGGAAGCUGAGGAGGAGGUGGACAGCUUGCGUAAGACCAGCCAGGCCUUGGUGGAAUUCUUUUGUGAAGAUGAAAGCUCCUUCAAGCUGGAGGAGGCCUGUCGUAUUUUUCACUGCUUCUGUCAUCGUUUCCAAAGAGCUGUGCGGGAGAAUGCUGAGCGUGACCUGCAGGAGCAGAGGCGUGCAGAGCGGCAGCAGGAGAACCUAGAGAAGCGGCGCUCGCUGGCAGUCUGUAGUGGUUCUGAGCUUGACGACCUGGAGCGCUCGCUUGAGAGAAACCUGAGCUACACCUGGAGCCGCCGCAGUCUCCGCCGACAGCCAGAACGCUUUCUCAGUUUUCAGAGCAAGAGCUCAGACCCUGGUUUCCUUCAUAGCAAAGACCCCCAACAGCCCCUCAAUUCAGAGGGUAACGGUAAACAUUCUCAGCUUGAAAGACUUUUGCUGAAGGAUUGUGUUAAUACCACGAGUGGUUUGAAUGGAAUCAAAAUGGACUCUAGGUUGGAGGAAUGUGUGUUGCAAACGAAUAUUGAUGGAAAUACGGCAGGUAUGCCACACGCUAUUGUUGCAGUACAGCAAGAGAGGGAGAUGAACACGUCCCCAGUCAUGGGAAUGGUAAUGAAAGUUGAAACGCAGGUUAAUAAAGCUUCUGAAAGUGUAACACCUGUAAAGGCUGACAAGGUAGCAGAAACAAACUGUAUUAAAGCUAGCACCCAGGAACUGCUAUCUGACAGAGUGGCCAUUCAGGCUAAUGCCAAGAUCUCACAGAUAUCUUGCCACCUAGAAAUCUCACAUCAACUGGCACAGGAAGCUGGGACAGUCAGCCCAGAGAGAGAGCGGCUGUACCCACGGGUGGGUGAGACCUUAGAAUGUCACACACUAGUGAAGGGUUUGCGCUCAUAUGAAGCUCUUUCGCCCACUGGACAACGGGCAGCACCAAGCCACUGCUCAAAAUGGAAAAAAGAGCUGGAGGCUGAAGAGAAAGAUGGUGCAAGCUUGUCGCAAUCUAAGGAAGACCCAUGUACUUCCAAAAUGCCCAAAAAAGGUCCGUCCAAAAGGGGACUGGCCUCACAAUUUGGAUUUUGUAACAGCUCCGGUAUUCCAAAAGCACGUCCCAAGCCAGAGCCAAGUUCAGCUGAGGGACCAACACCUCGUGGAUCGCGUUUAACCCCUUCACGCUCUGUCUCCAUGCGCUCGUCACCAGUCAUGCGGCCUAGAAAUAUCCAGGUUGAUUUGAAGCGCAGCAACAGUACGAGUGAUAAAGCAAGCACCCAAUCUGACACAUUGGUGAAGCAGAACUGCCAACCUGCUGAAAAACCCAGCCCAGAGAAUAAGAAGACGCUUCCUAUUAGUCACCAGCAGUUAGUUAGGGGUUCACCUUUGCGCCUUUCAAAGCGGUUUGCGCCCCGGUCAGAAUCCCCAAGCUUAUGUCAGACUCGCACCAUCCCCAGCCCAACUGCAGCUACAAACACAAAGGCCAUCCGGACUGCAGUCAUCAAUGCUGCCAAAGCCAAAUCAGCCAAGAAUGCAGACACGGGAUCCUCGAAGACAACACCAAGUUCAAGGACUGCUGGCCCUAAAAUCCCACGACCUGCCAGUCAGCCCAUGUGGAGAUGAUAUUUGACUGCCUAAUCUUGUCAGUUAAUACUGACUGACUGGACCUCUGGACAUGUCUGUUUCUGUUUGUAAUUUUAAGGUCAUUGUGUAUGCAGGUAUUUAUACUAAAAGCAAGAGGGAUUGAAUGAACCUGUGUUCUUGGUUGGACUGAAGUGACUCCAAUGUCCUCCCCCCCCCCGUGUUGUCGUCGUCCCCCCCCCCCCCCCCCAAAAAAAAAAAUCAAUUCAAUCCUGUCCUCUAGCUCUGUCUGUCCAAAAUGGCAUUCAAUAAAGGGACCAUUCAUUCUAUUUGCUCAGUAGGGCCUGAGACUAGGGCAUGGAAAAGGAUCCUUUGGAAGACAGUCACUCUUCUCUGAGUCUUCUGCUGAAUCAGGUGUCCCUAUGUGAUUUUUGUCCUCAGUUUUCAGCAGGGUGACUGUUAAUGAUGGAGAAACAAUCCACAGAGCUGGAUGCAGGACUGUCUUUAGCUAUGGCCACUACCUCUGAACACUAGCAUGCUCUGUGCAGGCUCCAGAGCGCCUCUGGAGAGAAAUCAAAAAGGAGUUCCUGCCAGAACGUUGUUGUAAGGGCUAUUACUUUGGACCAGAACAUAUUUGUUCUUAGUUUUGAAUGUCUUAACAUUAUUUGCUUUAGUUUUCAGCACAUCACGUGGCAUUAAGUGGAAAUGCUGAACAGGUAGAAUGAGACGCGGCACUGUGGUGUAAGGACCUAAAUCUGAUAACUUUUUUUUUUUAUUAAGUACUAGUCUACCUGGAUAGGUAGAUUCCACAUUCUGUCCAACAGUCCUUGCACCAGGUCAGAACAACAUUAGUUCUAAUUAGGUACAACGUCUAAAUCUAAAUUCACUGAAAUUAAAAUCUAAAUUAAUUGGAAGAUGAGCAGCUUUCCAUAGCCUGAAGGUAUAUGUGUAGGUCUUAAAUAAGUCCCAAAGCUACAUGAGGGAGAAUGCCUUGUAAGACUUCCUGCCUUUGGGGUUUAAACCCCCCACCCCACCCCAAACUCCCACCAGAUGCACUUUAAGAGACCUGAGACAGUAAUAAUGAAGUUUGCAUUUUUGUGUUGAAGAAACAUGUUGAAACGUUUGAUACUAUCUAUUGUAAUAUUUGUAAGUUUAAAAAAAAAAUGAAAUAAAGCUGAAAAUGAAUUGACUAUGUAUAAAAGGAA
Neoarius graeffei (lesser salmon catfish) is the source of this 4143-nucleotide messenger RNA. It is a transcript of the gene fhdc2, whose product is annotated as FH2 domain containing 2. The record is from RefSeq and is a predicted model, not a curated record. NCBI's taxonomy places the organism in Eukaryota, Metazoa, Chordata, Actinopteri, Siluriformes, Ariidae. The transcript has 12 exons. Bases 293 to 2980 code for a protein of 895 amino acids.